GUUCGAUAAGAAUUCACGAAUUUUGGUCAGUCGUCAGAGAACUCUCGUGAUUAGCAUUGUGAAAUGUGAUUGAAUUUCUCACCUUUUUUUUCGACCAAGAAAGUGUCUUCAGAGUGUUCUCGAAGUCAGAAUGUCGUUCUUCAUCUGGAUUACGAUUGUCGUCACGACGCUGAUAGUCAUUUGGUUCAUUUUGUACGCUCACAGAGUGCACACAGCCAGGAGAAGGGCACAGACGCUUCCGCCGGGAACGAGAGUCGUGCGGGCGAACAACAACACGGUCAUCUACACCAUUCCCACGACGCAGCAACUGGCCACGACUUAUCCCACCUUGAGUCAGAAUUAUCACACGAACGGAGCGCCCCAGAACGGGGCGACUCUUCCUCCGGCUUACGAUUUGCCGCCAACUUACGAUCAGGUCGUGAUUUUGCCGCCCUCGAGCGCCGAAACCACCGUCACGACGACCACAACGACGCAAGUGCGCAGCUGAAGAGCCGCCAAAGUCCAGCCGAAGGAGGAAGCGAAGGAUC
Molecule: messenger RNA, 527 nt
Organism: Phlebotomus argentipes
Lineage: Eukaryota; Metazoa; Arthropoda; Insecta; Diptera; Psychodidae
Exons: 4
Coding region: 131-487 (118 amino acids)
Source: RefSeq, a predicted model, not a curated record